Molecule: messenger RNA, 558 nt
Organism: Capsicum annuum
Lineage: Eukaryota; Viridiplantae; Streptophyta; Magnoliopsida; Solanales; Solanaceae
Exons: 3
Coding region: 120-461 (113 amino acids)
Source: RefSeq, a predicted model, not a curated record
CAUUUUUAUCAACUCAAUUGCGUGUGAAUUGUCUUUUGUUCCCCAAAACCCUUUUCUUUCAGGUGCUUCUUUCACCUUCUAUAGUAGUCUACUCCCCAAGGGUGUUGCCUUGCCUGUUUAUGUUUACGAUGCUCAUGCGGACUGUGGGAAAAAUGUCAGUGCUGCAUUUCUUGUGCUCUAUGGCAUUGCAUUGGCUAUUGAGGGCUGGGGUGUGGUUACGAGUUUGCAAAUUUAUCCGCCAUUUGCUGGUUCUGCUGUGUCAGCAAUUACACUCGUUGUGGCCUUUGGCUUUGCUCUCUCGUCCAUGUUUAACACUUGAGAUGGUGGAAGAUGCUGUUCAUUUUCUUAGCAAAGAAACCAUGAUCCAGGCAAUUGCUCGAUCUGCCACAAAGGUACAGCCAUUUUCUAUUACCGCUGCCAACACUUUCAUUCUAUAUUUUUGCUCCUUGGUUAUUAGUUAGUGUUUUUUGUUUCUAUUGUCGUUUAUGGUUUCAACCCCAUCUGAAGGUGAUCCUUGUUUUCAAUUGGAAAUAAAGAGCAGUUUGCCCCUUAAGUUCA